AGUCUGAACCGGUUUCAACCGGUCUUGGGUUGACGCAUGAGAUGGGAGAAAGAAGAGCUGGCUUUUCACUUUCUAAUAGCUCUGCCUUUAAAGACUAUUUUUACAUAGUUAACGCAAUAAACUAACGACUGCUUGUUUUGUGUAUAUGGACAGGAAUCGCGUCUUCAGUAUGGCACCGUAAAUAUAGUUAGCCUGCUAGCUUGAGGACUCAAGUCAUUGGUAACCAUACAUAGCAAGCUAAGUUGCUAACAGGGGACCUAGCCGUAGCUAGCGAAUUUGUAGCAAUACCGAAAUCAUUGCACGCGCCAGUAAGCACUUUGAUUACGAUAGCCAGCUGUAUGUAGAUUGGAAUUUACCACAUACACGAUUAAUACAACUAAUUAUUCUACUGAGUUAAGAUACGGUGUAAUGUAGUGGGGGUUAGCUGCCAAGCAACUGGAAGACAUCACGUUGCUAAUGAGCAAGAACACCAGCUAGCAUCAAGAAUUCGCUAUCGUGACACCAUGAGAUAACUUGCCGUCGUUCAAGUGAACCUUAGCUACACCUUGAAGAAUCUACGGGAAUAAAAUCUCUGUCCAGUGAACACGUUGUGGAAGUUGGGCACCAAGUAGCCUGAGAGCUUCCCUGAGUUUGUUUUUUUUUUCUUCGAAAAGGACGCAUUUAAAAGCAGCUCUAUGCCAGCAGAGAUGACAAUGUUAGCGGACCAUACAGCGCGACAGCUGCUGGACUUCAGUCAGAAGCUGGACAUCAACUUACUUGACAACGUGGUGAACUCCAUGUACUACGAUGUGGGAUCACAGCAACGAAUGGCACAGGAAGUCCUCACCAACCUGAAGGACCACCCUGAUGCCUGGACAAGAGUGGACACAAUCCUGGAGUUCUCGCAGAACAUGAAGACAAAGUAUUAUGCACUUCAGAUUCUGGAGACUGUGAUCAAAACCCGCUGGAAGAUAUUACCCAGAAACCAGUGCGAAGGCAUCAAGAAGUAUGUGGUUGGCCUCAUCAUUAAGACCUCUUCAGAUCCCACCAGUGUGGAGAAGGAAGGAGUGUACAUCGCAAAGCUGAACAUGAUCCUGGUCCAGAUUCUGAAGCAGGAGUGGCCAAAGCACUGGCCGACGUUCAUCAGCGACAUCGUGGGGGCGAGCCGCACCAGCGAGAGCCUGUGCCAGAACAACAUGAUCAUCCUCAAGCUGCUCAGCGAGGAGGUCUUCGACUUCUCCAGCGGACAGAUGACACAGGUCAAGGCCAAGCAUCUCAAAGACAGUAUGUGCAACGAGUUCUCCCAAAUAUUCCAGCUUUGCCAGUUUGUCAUGGAGAACUCCCAGAAUGCACCGCUGGUCCACGCCACGCUGGAGACGCUGUUGCGCUUCCUCAACUGGAUCCCGCUCGGCUACAUCUUCGAGACCAAACUCAUCAGCACGCUCGUUUACAAGUUCCUGAACGUGCCCAUGUUCCGUAACGUGACCCUGAAGUGCUUGACGGAGAUUGCCGGCGUCAGCGUAAACCAGUACGAGGAGCAGUUUGUCAACCUCUUCAGCCUCACCAUGUGUCAACUCAAACAGAUGCUUCCGUUGAACACCAAUAUCCGGGUGGCGUACUCCAAUGGCAAGGACGACGAGCAGAACUUCAUCCAGAACCUCAGCCUGUUCCUCUGCACUUUCCUGAAGGAGCACGGCCAGCUCAUAGAGAAGAGGCCCAACCUCAGAGAGACACUCAUGGAGGCGCUGCACUACAUGCUGCUGGUGUCGGAGGUGGAGGAGACGGAGAUCUUCAAGAUCUGCCUGGAGUACUGGAACCACCUGGCGGCCGAGCUGUACCGGGAGAGCCCCUUCUCCACCUCCACCUCGCCACUGCUCUCCGGCAGCCACAGCUUCGACGUGCCGCCACGCAGACACCUGUAUUUACCAGUGCUGUCAAAGGUGCGUCUGCUGAUGGUGAGUCGCAUGGCCAAGCCAGAGGAGGUGCUGGUGGUGGAGAACGACCAGGGGGAGGUGGUCAGAGAGUUCAUGAAGGACACAGACUCAAUCAACCUCUACAAGAACAUGAGGGAGACGCUCGUCUACCUGACUCACUUGGACUACGCGGACACGGAGCGCAUCAUGACAGAGAAGCUGCACAACCAGGUGAACGGCACGGAGUGGUCGUGGAGGAACCUCAACACGCUAUGCUGGGCCAUCGGCUCCAUUAGCGGAGCCAUGCACGAGGAGGACGAGAAGAGGUUCCUCGUCACCGUCAUCAAGGACCUGCUGGGUCUUUGUGAGCAGAAGAGGGGGAAGGACAACAAGGCCAUCAUCGCGUCCAACAUCAUGUACAUCGUGGGCCAGUACCCGCGCUUCCUGCGCGCCCACUGGAAGUUCCUCAAGACCGUCGUCAACAAGCUCUUCGAGUUCAUGCACGAGACCCACGACGGUGUGCAGGACAUGGCGUGCGACACCUUCAUCAAGAUCGCCCAGAAGUGCCGGCGGCAUUUUGUGCAGGUGCAGGUGGGCGAAGUGAUGCCCUUCAUCGACGAGAUCCUCAACAACAUCAACACCAUCAUCUGCGACCUGCAGCCACAGCAGGUGCACACGUUCUAUGAGGCAGUGGGCUACAUGAUCGGGGCCCAGACGGACCAGGCCGUGCAGGAGCACCUCAUAGAGAAGUACAUGCUGCUACCCAACCAGGUGUGGGACAGCAUCAUCCAGCAGGCCACCAAGAACGUGGACAUCCUAAAGGACCCGGAGACGGUGCGUCAGCUGGGCAGCAUCCUGAAGACCAACGUGCGGGCGUGCAAGGCGGUGGGACACCCCUUCGUGGUGCAGCUGGGACGCAUCUACCUGGACAUGCUCAACGUCUACAAGUGCCUCAGCGAGAACAUCUCCUCCGCCAUACAGACCAAUGGUGAGAUGGUGACGAAGCAGCCUCUUAUCCGUAGCAUGCGGACGGUCAAGAGGGAGACGCUCAAGCUCAUCUCGGGAUGGGUCAGCCGCUCCAACGACCCACAGAUGGUGGGGGAGAACUUUGUCCCUCCUUUGCUAGAGGCUGUCUUGAUCGACUACCAGCGGAAUGUUCCGGCGGCCAGGGAACCGGAAGUUCUCAGCACCAUGGCGACCAUUGUCAACAAGCUGGGAGGCCACAUCACGGGAGAGAUCCCCAAGAUUUUCGAUGCCGUGUUUGAAUGUACCCUAAACAUGAUUAAUAAGGACUUUGAGGAGUACCCCGAGCACAGGACGCACUUCUUCUACCUGCUGCAGGCGGUCAACUCCCACUGCUUCCCUGCAUUCCUCUCCAUCCCCCCUGCCCAGUUCAAACUGGUCCUCGACUCCAUCAUCUGGGCCUUCAAGCACACCAUGCGCAACGUGGCCGACACCGGUCUUCAGAUCCUCUAUACGCUGCUCCAGAACGUGACCCAGGAGGAGACUGCGGCCCAGAGCUUCUACCAGACGUACUUCUGCGACAUCCUGCAGCAUAUCCUCUCCGUCGUCACGGACACGUCUCACACGGCUGGCCUGACGAUGCAUGCGUCCAUCCUGGCCUACAUGUUCAACCUGGUGGAGGAGGGCAAGAUCAGCGUGGCCCUGAACGCCAGCUCUGCCGUCAGCAACCAGGUGUACGUCCAGGAGUACGUGGCCAACCUCCUCAAGACCGCCUUCCCACACCUGCAAGAUGCCCAGGUGAAGAUCUUUGUUCAGGGCCUGUUCAGCCUCAACCAGGACAUUCCUGCCUUCAAGGAACACCUGAGGGACUUCCUGGUCCAGAUCAAGGAGUUUGCCGGUGAGGACACGUCAGACCUGUUCCUGGAGGAGCGGGAGUCUUCGCUGCGGCAGGCCCAGGAGGAGAAACACAAGCUGCAGAUGUCCGUACCGGGCAUCCUCAACCCCCACGAGAUCCCAGAGGAGAUGUGCGACUGAGGACACCACCCCUGUCACACGCACGCACGCACGCACACACACACACACACACUGAGGAGAUGUGCACCUGACUGAGACUCUUUCAGUCUCACUGUCUCUAUCUCUAACACACACACACACACACCACACAUACUUGCUCUGACAUGCGACAGGAGGACAGAAGCAGAUGGAACCAACCAACUACUAUCGCCAAAACUAUUAUUAUUAUCAUUUUUAAUAAACAAGAGAAGCAAAGAUGGAUGGAUGGAUGGAUGGAUUGACAGACGGACGGACGGAUGGAUGGAGGAAAGGAAGAGGCAGAAGAAAUGCAGCAUGAGAGAAGGAGAAUUAAAAGCGAUGUGAGCGAUUGUGUCACCUGUACAUAUUUAUUUUUUUGGUUUAUUACUGUAAGGGUUUUGUUUGUAUUUGUUUUUUGUUUGUUUUGUUUUUUGCUUUUCUCUCUCUCUCCAGUAAACACACAAAAAUCGAAAAGGACGGGACUAGUAAACAAAGAAACUGGGGGCAUGUGUGGGACACGCCCUUGGCCUGAUCAAAAAAAAAACUGUGUGCGGUGUGUGGGGGGAAAAAAGUGUGUGUGCUUAAAAGAGAUGGAUCAUCGGAAAGGAGACAGAAUGAAGUGGCAAUGUGAGGUGGAAUGUCUUUGCUCUUUUUUGAUUGUUUUGUUGUGUUUUCUUUUGGUCGACCAAAAUCAAUGCCAACCUGUAAAUGAGACGCUGCGUUACAUUGCACCAAUCUUUGGUCUUUCCCUUUCUCCCUGCCCGUAUCUUUUACUCUCUUUUCUGACACCCAAAUCCCUUUACAUAGUUCCCUCCUUUUCGCAAAAAGAAAACAUCACAUUUGUACACACGUUUUAUACAAGUUAAAAUUAGUGUAUUGUCUGUCUGAUUUGCAUCUAGACUUAUGUUGAAUGGAUAUAUACAUUACCAGAUGGUAUAUAUAUAUAAUAUAUAUACUCACUCACACACACACACACACUCUCACACACACACACACACACAUCAAUUUUUAUUUUCUUUACUGAAAGCGACGCAUGGAGUCUGGAAAAUAAAAUUGAAUAACUUUUACAAUCUCACUAUUUGUUCCCUCCCCUCCCAGUUGCCCCCAACCUGAACAUGAGCGUUAUUUUUUGUGUUUGUGUGUUUGUUUAUAUGUAAUAUACAUUUACACAGGUUCUAUGUAGGAGAACGACAAGGAAAGCGUUGAGUGCCUGGGGGGGAGGGGGGUUGAUUCACAAAAUGGAUUUGUUUUGAAGUCUUUUUUUUGUUUUUUUGUUUUUCUCUUCCUUUUCCCCCUGGGUAGACGAGGAGUGAGAGAGACCAGUUUGUCUAAGCUGGUCUGUCCUCAACCUCUGUGUCAGAUUGAAAAACAAAUGUGAACGUUGAAGCAUUUUUUUAUGUAAAGAUGCUGCUUUUUAUUUUAUGUUUUGUUUUGAUUGUUCUGUGUGCCGCACGGUUGAAAGAGGGGGAGAGAGAGAGGAUGAUUUGCUGGCCAAAGAUUCUAGAGUGUCACUUCAUUCUAAGAAUGUUUGGUGGCAACUGAAGAUUCUGAAGUGCUUGUACGUGCUCCACUCUAGUUUGGUUUUGGUGGUGGUGGCUGCUAAUUUUGCUCUGGUGGAAAUGGACGUUGACACAAGAGAGGACAUGCAGCCCCAAUGCUGAUAGGAGGCAGAAGAGUUCUGUGCAUAUCGUUCCCGUUUGUAAAGCUGUCUUAGUACUAUGGGAAAUAAAGUUGGUUAUUUUUACAAAGUUCAA
Engraulis encrasicolus (European anchovy) is the source of this 5641-nucleotide messenger RNA. It is a transcript of the gene xpo1a, whose product is annotated as exportin 1 (CRM1 homolog, yeast) a. Gene Ontology annotation, cellular component: nucleus; cytoplasm. Gene Ontology annotation, biological process: ribosomal large subunit export from nucleus; protein export from nucleus; ribosomal small subunit export from nucleus. The coding region runs from base 675 to 3890 and encodes 1071 amino acids. The record is from RefSeq and is a predicted model, not a curated record. The transcript has 25 exons. Lineage: Eukaryota; Metazoa; Chordata; Actinopteri; Clupeiformes; Engraulidae. Gene Ontology annotation, molecular function: small GTPase binding; nuclear export signal receptor activity.